CGGCUGGAUGUUGUGGUUGCUGUGGCUGUUCUGACGCUGCUGGAGGCAGAGCUGCAGUGCGGACAAACAGGCUGGAGCCGGAGAUCAGUACAGACACACGCCGCCCCGACAGCCCGCCCGGGUCCGCCUCAGCCAGGGACGCUGGUUCCGGUUCGGCUUUUCUUGUGAUUAGCCUUUCGGAUCCGGUCCAACAGGAGGAAGGAACCACUUCGCAUCAUCCUCCGCCCUUUCCCUUCCCCUCCUCCUCCUCUUCCUCCUCAACCUCAGCAUCAUUUUCAGCUGCAGCAGCAUCGGAUGAGUCCGGGACGGCGGCGCGGCUCCGAAAACAGAACCUGCGGUUUGUUUCUGGACUCUGUUGGUUCCGGACUCGUAGCGGGACGUCUGGCUUGUUGGACGGGCCCGGUCCGGGUUGGUAGCCCCCCUGUCUGAGGAGAAAUAAAUGGUGAUUUAGUCUUGUGGGAGUCUGAGGCCCAGACCUCGACCCCUCCUUAGAGGAACGGUGGGUUUUCUGGACCAGAACGUUUUGUGCCGAAGUAAAAUCCCAGAUGAAGAUUCCCAAAAGGCGGAAAAGGAGCGGACGGUGUGCCAGGCUGACAAAGGAACAGGAAGGGUUUUUUCCCGCUCAGGAUUUGUUGUAAACCAUCAGGUUUUCCAGGAGCUCAGAACUAUGAUAAAUGGCUCUUUUAAGCUUGGAGCUGCUCGAGUUCUGGCUAGCUGGCAGAUGCAGUGCCUAGUCCCCGGCCUCCAGGACAACGGCAACAUGAACGGGACGUCCGAGCAGGCCGACAUCCUGCCGCCAAACUGUAUGGUCAAGGACCGAUGGAAAGUGCUGAAGAAGAUUGGCGGGGGCGGGUUUGGGGAGAUCUACGAGGCCUUGGACCUGCUGACACGGGAGAAUGUGGCUUUAAAGGUGGAGUCGGCCCAGCAGCCCAAACAGGUGCUGAAGAUGGAGGUGGCAGUUCUCAAGAAGCUGCAGGGUAAAAACCACGUCUGUAAAUUUAUUGGUUGUGGGAGAAAUGACAAGUUUAACUACGUGGUGAUGCAGCUUCAGGGCCGUAACCUGGCCGACUUGCGGAGGAGUCAGCCCAGAGGAACCUUCACCAUGAGCACCACCCUGCGACUCGGCAAGCAGAUCCUGGAGUCCAUCGAAGCCAUCCACUCAGUGGGAUUCCUGCACCGCGACAUCAAACCGUCAAACUUUGCGAUGGGCCGGCUCCCCUCCACUUACAGGAAGUGCUACAUGCUGGACUUUGGUCUGGCGCGUCAAUACACCAACACCUCUGGAGAAGUUCGACCGCCGAGGACUGUGGCAGGUUUCAGAGGAACGGUCCGCUAUGCCUCAGUAAACGCCCACAAGAACAAGGAAAUGGGUCGUCAUGACGACCUGUGGUCCCUGUUUUACAUGCUGGUGGAGUUCGCUGUUGGACAGCUGCCAUGGCGGAAAAUCAAAGACAAGGAACAAGUCGGUCAGAUUAAAGAGCGUUACGACCACCGGAUGCUGCUCAAACACAUGCCUUCAGAAUUCAAUAUCUUCCUGGAUCACGUCCAGGCCUUGGACUACUACACCAAACCAGACUACCAGCUGUUGAUGUCAGUGUUUGAGAACAGCAUGAAGGAACGAAUCAUAACCGAGAACGAACCCUUCGACUGGGAAAAGGGAGGAAGUGAUGCAACGCUGUCAACCAGUGCCUCCACUCAGCCACAGCACAAUACCCGACCCACUGCAGCCAUUGUGGGAGCCAUUGUGACGCCGGUUCCUGGAGAUCCGCAGAGAGAAAACACAGAGGACGGUCUGCGGGAUGAACAUUUCAGCGAUCAGGAGAAUGCGCCUCCUCCGCCACCGAGCCGGCCUCCGGCAGAGACGGCCACACAGCAGAACGUCGGGGAGCCGGGAGAGGCCUGGGAGGACACAGACUUCAACCGCAACAGACUCAGGAUCAGCCUUAACAAGGGAGCUGAGGAAGAUGAGGCGGAGCGAGGGGCCUGUCCAGUGUCACCAGUUCGAGGAGGAGGCCCGGAGUCACCGACAGGUCAGGGUCGGUCUUUACGGUACCGUCGGGUCAACAGUCCAGAAUCUGAUCGCCUGUCUGCUGCUGAAGGCCGAGUCGAUGGCUAUGGACAGAGGUCUAGGAUGGACAUGCUGGGCUCUCCUUCUCGUCACGUUUACUCCUCCCAGCCGGCUCAGAUGCUCUCAGUUGACCCCGGUUGCCGUGGUGACCGUCAGGCCAGUGGGCGCCAGGAGGUGUCGGUGGCUUCUGUUGACCAGGAGGCGCACAGCAACGCUUUCAUCCGGUCCGUCCCGCUGGCCGAGGAGGAGGACUUUGACAGCAAAGAGUGGGUGAUCAUCGACAAAGAGGCGGAGCUGCGGGACUUCCACCCCACCACGUCAGGAACCACCGACGAGGAGCCAGAGGAGCUCCGCCCGCUGGAGGAGCAGGAGGAGAGGAGGAGGCUCAGGGCUGGAGGAGGCGAGUUGGUGGUCCGUCCCAAAACUCACACUCGCGACAGCAGCCGCGGGAUGCUCACGCUAACGGAAGAGGAGGCGUCAAGAAGAAGCGGCGGGAGCCCGGCUCAGUCACCGUGCCACUCGCUGCCGUCGGGACGCCCUCGCAGAAGAGAGUCGGAGCCCACUGGACCUCAGAGACCGGUCUUGUCGCCCACGGAGCAGAACAUCCCGUCUCCGUCAUCUCCAGACUAUCGAACAAAAGCUCAGGGUGAUGAGAUGGAGCACUUCCACAUCCUUCCUCAGCUGCAAGCCAAGAGGGCCGACUUUCUCACCGUCAUGCUGACCGGUACACUGCCUCAGCGCAGGAGCUUCGCCACGCCCGACGAAGAGGUACCAGAACCUCCUGGGCCGAAGGACGACGACGUCACAAAGAGCGAGUCCAACAGCGAGGCGAGUCAGAAAAGCACCGAGCGCAGCCAGGAUGCUGCACCUUCAACACUGAUGGCGGAGGACCAGAGGGGCCCGAGGGAGCACGCUUCGGCUGCUGAUGCAGACCCGGAUCUGGAGGACGCAUCCAAAACUCUGGUUCUGUUCUCGCCCGGAGACACUCGCAAGUCUCCCUGUGGCGGGGAAGCUGUCCUGGAGGGGGAACUGGCCACGCCAAAUGCUCUAAAUUCUCGUAAUGACCGCUUACUGACCGGGGAGGGGAUUCAGCCUGAACUGUCCGAGACGGGCCGCCUGUCACCGGCCCUCCGCUCAGAACUGAGACCUUCCACUCCCAUCGCUCCUGGGUCACCGCCCUUUACCAAAGUCGAGCGCACUUUCAUUCACAUCGCAGAGACGUCACACCUCAACGUCAUGUCGUCCAACGGUCACUCUGCGAAGGAGAGUGACCGGGAAGUCUUAACCGCCACGAGGGAAUCGGCUGCAGACGUUGACAGCCAGGAGCAGGAAGUUGCAUCAUUGUUGAAAGAGACCGGAGGGGAGAGUGUGCCGGACCAAACCAGUACAGAGGCUAAGCAACCAAAAACCGAAAACGGCCCGUCAGCCGUCUUUCCCGUGUCCAUGGACUCCUCCUCUAAAGGCACCUCACCGGUUUACGAUCGUAAAGAUCCGUCCCAAGAAGCGAAGAAGCAGCUAUCGUCCAGCGAGGAAGCUGUAAAGCUCCACCCUGCUGGGUCAGAACCGUUGGUGAGCGCCAAGCCCAGAAUCCGGAGCAGAAUCCCAAUCCUAAUCUCUGAAGAGGACUCGGGCUCAGAGCAGUCCUCCUCCCUCUCGGCCCGAUUUCGGCUCCAGCAGCGCGCCCGGCAGCUGGACCUGGCGCGCCUGCUGGUUCAGAAGCAACAUGGCCGCUGGAUGAGGAGGAGGAUGCUGUCCGGCACGUCUUCAUCGCUGUCAUCAGGGGACGACGAGCGCUGGAGGGCGUCGGAGACUUUAUCCACGACGGGGUCGGAGGAGGACGUGCAUGUCUCGGACGAGUCCAGGAGGAGUUCGCGUCUCAAACCGACUGAAGAGCAAGGCUCCAAAGACUGCAGGAGCAAAAUCCCUCGACCUGUCCCCCCCAUAAAAAGACCACCAGGGGGCGCCGCUGCUGCUGCUUCUCCGCUCUCUUUGCCAGAUGCCAAAAAUACAAAAGGAGCUUCAUCUGUCAUCAAUGGAAGUCAGAAAGCUGGGCUAGCCACCCAAAAGAAACCUAAGCCCGUCUCAUCUCGGUCCUCCUCCUCCUGUCCCCGUCCAUCAGCCGUCUCCGGUCCACACGGCAGCCCACGGAUGCCGCUACGCGCCCUGCUGGGAGGCCGGCGCAGCCUUAGCUCCACCCACUGCAGGACUGACAGCCCCUCUCCUCAGAGGACGUGCCCAUCCAGGCAGCCCCUCUCGGUUCGGGCCCCCACUGUCCCCAUGCUGCCACCCAGAACUACAACUAUGCGUCGCAGCGCCUCCCAGGAAGCCACCGCGCAGACCUCCACAGCCGCUGCGCCUGCCAGGCCCAGGCCGAAACCCGCCGGCGGGGCUAAAGCGAAAGCGAAUGCCAGGGAUAAGGCGGUGCCUGCUAGAUAAUACAGAGGCACUCGGAUCCGAGACCUGUUGGUGUGUUAUCAGUCUCCUGUCAAGUUACGCCUCAAAGGUUUUCACAGCAAGAGACUCUGGUGUUACAAUAACUUCAAAUUCAUCUAAUGGAAACGGACAUUGUAUGUUUUUUUGAAGGACACCGAACUGAACUGUAUUUGGGCUUCCAGUUUCCUGACUGACUGUCGUUCAGGAGCUUUGCUGCCACGGUGCUACGGAUGCCUCUGCUGCUCCCUGGUUGAUCCCUGAGUUAACUUCUUCUUCUUCCUCCAGCCGAGAGUCAUGGCCCCCGUUUUCAGAUAUUCUCACAUAACACAGUAUUCCCAGCUUUCCACAACUAUGCUAGUCUUCUGUCGACGAUACUCUGCUUGGUUCACAUUGCAUGGUAAAGUAUAUCACAAAUGCAUUGAAUCUGUACAGGGAAAACUGUAUUAAAAGUGACUUAAUAUAGAUCUUCCCAUCUUAUUUUCCAUAAAUAAGCCAAAUUGGAGUGGAUUUAGCGCCGAGUUAUGUUGGCAUGUAGAAGAUUCCCAAAUAUAUUCUGAACUGGCAGUGAAUGAAGAGAAGCAUAAGAACGGACUCCAAGAGAAAGCGUUCGGCCGCUCGCCUCCUCCUCAUGGUGUGACAUUGGGCAUGCUUUAAACAUUCUAUUUUUGAGGGUAUAUUUUGUUUAUUCCCUAAAAUUGUACAUAACAGAAUCAUUUCCAUGAAAGACAUCUUUAUUUUUUAUCUUGCCAAGCAAAUAGUAAACCCGAGUCUUUAACCUUGUGUUCCAGUGUGUUGGUAAUAGGCCUUUUUUUUUCUUCUUCUUUUGAUCGCAUGAGAAAAACAGGGUUUAACCAUGAGAGGAAGUUAUUCCUGCUUAGAUUUGGUGCAAACUUGUGCUGAAUGUUGGAGCCUGUGUUAGUCUGGGGCUGCAGGGCACUGAGCUGUGAAGUAAAGUCUUGGUGAUGUGGA
Molecule: messenger RNA, 5470 nt
Organism: Poecilia latipinna (sailfin molly)
Lineage: Eukaryota; Metazoa; Chordata; Actinopteri; Cyprinodontiformes; Poeciliidae
Gene: ttbk1a
Product: tau tubulin kinase 1a
Exons: 17
Coding region: 668-4504 (1278 amino acids)
Biological process (GO): protein phosphorylation
Molecular function (GO): protein kinase activity; ATP binding
Source: RefSeq, a predicted model, not a curated record